AUCUUUUCCAACCUAAAUGAUUGUGUGAUUUUGCAGGACAGUGUUAGUGUUGAGUCCUCACAGGGUCUCAAUCAGUCUCUAAGGAUACUUUGGCUUCUCCCACAGGCCCCUUCUGUUCUGCUCAGAUGAACUGAGCCCAGACAGCCACCCCCCAGCUCAGGGGAUGUGUCCUGAGGGCUGCUGAAGUUCUGAAUCAUUGUGCAUUCCAAGCCUUGGAACCCACUGACACCCGUGAUCUCUCGUAUGUGGGAAGAACGCUGGGAGAACCAUCUGAAAAUGGGUGUUAAAACAUUCACUCAUAACUCCCCUGCCCACAGUCAGGAGAUGCUGGGGAAGCUGAACAUGCUGCGCAACGACGGGCACUUCUGCGACAUCACCAUCCGCGUGCAGGACAAGAUCUUCCGGGCGCACAAGGUGGUGCUGGCGGCCUGCAGCGACUUCUUCCGCUCCAAACUCGUGGGCCAAGCGGAGGACGAGAGCAAGAGCGUGUUGGACCUGCACCACGUGACGGUGACGGGGUUCAUCCCGCUGCUGGAGUACGCCUACACGGCGACGCUGUCCAUCAACACGGAGAACAUCAUCGACGUGCUGGCCGCGGCCAGCUACAUGCAGAUGUUCAGCGUGGCCAGCACGUGCUCCGAGUUCAUGAAGUCCAGCAUUUUGUGGAACACGCCCACCAGCCAGCAGGAGAAGGUGCUGGAUGCGGGGCAGGAGAACAGUGCAAACUGCAAUUUCACCUCCCGGGACGGCAGCCUUUCCCCCGUGUCCUCCGAGUGCAGCGUGGUGGAGAGAACCAUCCCCGUGUGCCGGGAGUCGCGCAGGAAGCGCAAAAGCUACAUCGUCAUGUCCCCCGAGAGCCCCCUCAAGUGCAACACCCAAACCAGCUCCCCCCAAGUGCUCAACCCCUCGGCUUCCUACCCCGAGUCCAGAAACCAGCCCGUGGACUCGUCCUUAGCUUUUCCCUGGACUUUUCCUUUCGGGAUCGAUCGAAGGCUUCAGUCGGAGAAGGUGAAGCAGGCGGAGAACUCGCGGACUUUGGAAAUGCCCGGGCCCUCCGAGUCCAACCGGAGAAUGGCGGAUUACGUGACUUGUGAGAGCACCAAAGCCAGUUCUCCCCUGGUGAUCGAGGAGGACGUGCGAGUGAAGGUGGAGAGGCUGAGCGACGAGGAGGUGCACGAGGAGGUGUCGCAGCCCGUGAGCGCUUCCCAGAGCUCCCUGAGCGACCAGCAGACGGUCCCGGGGAGCGAGCAGGUGCAGGAGGAUCUCCUGAUCAGCCCACAGUCUUCAUCCAUAGGCUCCAUAGAUGAGGGGGUUACUGAGGGGUUGCCCACACUCCAGAGCACCUCUGGCACCAACGCUCACGCAGACGAUGACGAUCGUCUGGAGAACGUUCAGUACCCCUACCAGCUCUACAUUGCUCCUUCCACCAGCAGCACAGAGAGGCCCAGCCCCAACGGUCCUGACAGACCCUUUCAGUGUCCCACCUGCGGGGUCCGCUUCACUCGCAUUCAGAACCUAAAACAACACAUGCUUAUCCACUCAGGCAUUAAACCCUUUCAGUGUGACCGCUGUGGGAAAAAGUUCACCCGCGCUUACUCGCUCAAGAUGCACCGCCUGAAGCACGAAGGUAAACGCUGUUUCCGCUGCCAGAUAUGUAGUGCCACUUUCACUUCCUUCGGGGAAUAUAAACACCACAUGCGGGUUUCCCGGCACAUUAUCCGCAAGCCUCGGAUUUACGAGUGCAAAACAUGCGGCGCCAUGUUCACCAACUCUGGAAAUUUAAUCGUUCACCUGAGGAGCUUGAACCAUGAAGCGUCAGAGCUAGCAAACUACUUCCAGAGCAGUGACUUCCUAGUACCGGACUACUUAAACCAGGAGCAAGAGGAGACCCUCGGGCAGUAUGAGCUAGGGGAGCAUGGCUUUGAAAGCAACUCUUCUGUCCAAAUGCCUGUCAUUUCACAGGUGUCGUCAACUCAGAAUUGUGAAAGCACUUUCCCCUUGGGGUCUCUGGGUGGGUUGGCAGAAAAGGAAGAAGAUGUGCCAGAGCAGCCAAAGACUAACGCCACUGCUGAGGCAGCUGCGGGUGACCCUCCCAAACCGGAGCUGUCAUCCAUCACUAUCGAAUAAUUCAUGGCUUGGUUUCACUUUUGUUCUUUGGAAAGUGCCUGUGUUUGGUCCUGUACAUUUUAAUUUAAUUUUUUUUUUUUUUAACAAAAAAGCAAACAAACAAAAAAAAAAAAAAAGUGGGGAGAUUUUCCCCUUUUUACUUUGUAAGCUACGCUUUAAACAGGAAACUGCGACAGAUGUUUCAUUAUUUUUCAUGACUGAAUGAUCACUUCUGUGAAAAUAUUUAAGACUGAUUGCACAAAAAAAAAAAAGAUCUUGUCAGAACAUCAUGGAAGCUGUGAUACACUUCUAAAGAAGAACAACUGAUUCAGAUCACUUUAACUAUUCCUUCUUCCACAGUUAGAGCAGCUCGUUAAGUUUCUCUUGCUUCUGCAGACCCUCUGGUGAAGGGCAAGAAAUCAGAGGGAGCCUUUUUCAAGUGACAAACAAAAAGGAUGCAUUGGAAAUCAUGAUUGAACAGUUUUGAGUGUAUGCUUUAAUCUUGUGCAUAAAAAAAAAAAAAAAAUAAUGACACUUCCUAUCUGUGCCUGCUGGUUUUCAAAGCUCUCCCUGUGCCCCUGUGCUUGGCAAUGGUGUGAGUAGUUUUGAAACUUAACAGUCACACACUUCUUCAAAACACGUUGUCCCUUCCCAUCCCAGAUUAAUCAGUUUUCACAAACCAAGUGAAUCGUGCCAGGUGUUCCUACUUUCUUCUAUUCCAGUCCUUUUAGAAACUGCUUGAUCAAAUAAGCCUGUCCAGAUCUGCCCAGCCAAGGUUAGUGGAAAAUGCAUCAGGAAUUGGGGAUCGUGGAAGAGGUUGUAUCCGUGCAAGCCUGACAAACAUCUCCUGACUGGAUCUGUAGAUGGGGAACCACGUAGGAAAAUGAAGGUUUUCCCAGAUUAUUUGCAGCUCUGAUCACUUCCUCUCCCAUAUACAUUGUAUUUUUACUAAUCUGAAAGCUAGCUAGAGGGAGCUUACAGAUGGCAAAAAAUAAUCUCUUCUGUGCAUUAUUGCACAUUUUUUUGUUUCUACAUAUGCAUGUAUAGUUUCAGAGACUUUUAUUAGCCUGUUUUGGACAAAACAAGCAAUUUAUUCUCUUUAAGGCCAACUUUCUAACCAACAGGGGGUUGUUUACAAAAAGCCUAUAUAGCAAUGAUGAAUUGUUCCUGUUUCAAAACACUUUAAAUCCUUGCCAACUCGGUUUAUUAAAGGCCAUUACUCCAGCUACACACACAGAGCCCAAGCAAAGCAAUAAAUUGAAAGAUUUGCAAUUUCAUUUUUCCAUAUUUAGAAAAAGCUGAAAAUUCCGGGUGUGGGAUUUUCAGAGCAGCGAGUCUUGUUUUGUCAAGGCUGUUUGGACUCCAGUACUGCUUUGAAACCUAAAUUAGGAAGUCCAUUAGGACAUUUGUGGGGGUUUUUUUUAGAGCUUCUGAAGUUCACUCAAGCCUUUUGAUGCCAGAUACCCGUGGCCUACAGAUGACGUGCUGAAUGAGUAGGUAUUGCUUGAUCUUAGUAUUCCAGGGGCAUAAAAUACUCCCUUAGUUUCGAGUCUUGUUUUUUGGAAAUUGUUGCUUUCUGUCCGGAUUUGUUUUAUGCAAACACGAGGAGGAAAUGAAACCAGUAGAGAAAGGUUGCUCCUGAAGAAACACAAAAGUCGUAUUAUAUUGCAGAUCAAUUUGUAUUCAGGCAGCUUAGGCAGCUCCGAUGCUCUCUGGGUCCGAGUUCUUUCUAUUAAUAGCCAACUUUUGUGAGGAAAAAAAGUUUAUUGACCUUUGGAAAGAGCUUAAAGGGUUUCAGUGACUUUAGCAAUUUUUCUCUGCUGUGUUUUAGCUAAAACCCACAUAUUUUACUUAAACAGAGUGAAAGCCAUUGGGAUUUCAGUACUUUCCAAGUUGCUGGAGUGAAGUUUCCCCCCCAGAUAAAGGGUGUUUUUAGAAACAUGCUGCAAAGUUCCGUGCUGCCAUUCAGUCUCGUGUGUCCACCUUUGUGAGGCUUCUCAAAAGGGCUUGAAGGAGAAAUGCUUUUGCUGUCCUGGGAAUCAACCCAGUCCUGCUGAUGAGCUGAAUUUAAAGACCAUUUCUCUUCCACUUGUGAUUUCUGUAACUGAGAAGCCAGUGAGACAAGACAAUGCCUUUUGCUGAGCUUUAUCCUGAAUUACAGGGCUACGACACUGAACUCAAAUACAGAAUUCACUUCUUGUUCUGACAAGUAUUAUGCAGGUAACUGAGAAUCCUUUGUGAUUCUGCAAAGUGCUUCACCCAGAACCACAUUUCUCAACUGCACAGACAUAACAAUCCAAGGUGGUCAGAUAUAAGGUGGUGGAUAUUAUCUUCUGUUAGAAUCUCAUCAUUUUCACCCGUUAAGUAUUUUGGCAAUGAGCUCACUGGGGAGGAGAUGAUAGCAAAUACACAAAUUACAUAUCUGGAUAUUGGAUUUUUAAGACUUAAAAUCCUAAAAGUCAGAAGGCACAGUGCUUUCUGAAUACCAAAGAGAAGGGAAAAGUCACAAGCCUUUGUAGCUCUAAUCUGUUCUUCCUGGAAAAGAAAUGAGGCUCAUUAACCCUGUGGUAUAAGGCAAGGCCUGGGGUUCAUUGUUAUUGCACUGGGUGUUACACAUGAUCUUCUCCACCCCCUGAUCUCUGGGUAACAUCUUCAUUUAGUUCUCACUUCUCUGUCUGGUUCAACUGGAGGAACAAUGGAGUUCUUGGAGGAUUUUGCUUGGUUGGUUUAGGGUUGAGUUUACAUGUUAAUUGUCCUGUAUGUAAUUGUUUCUUGUUAAUAUCUCUUUUCUCCGUAGAAAUGAACACAAUUUAAAUGCAAAUACCAUUUUAUUUCUCUUCCCUAACUGGUUGGAAGUGCUCAGUUCUUUGAAAUGCUGGUGUUCUUCACAAGAGAGGUGUAAAAACAUAGGACAUCCUAAAACAAUCUCGGUUGCUACUGUGGUUAGAUCCCAAACAGAGCGAGAGGGUUGCCUACCUAAGCUAGAAAAACCUUGCCUUAAACUGCACUUGGGAUUAAACCUAAAGCAUCCAUUUCUUUUAAUACAUUAGCAGAGUGUUUUGAACACUGGACUGCAUCUUCUUUUAUCCCCUUCCUUUUCCUCCCCUGAACGAAUCCAUUAUUAGGUAUGCUUUGAUACUUCUGCUUGACAAGGGGCCCGGGAAAUUGGGAAGGCGCCCCGGGGGUGAUGCAGUUCAGCCUCCUGCUCAAAGCAGAGUCAGCCAGGAGUGGUGUUUGAGCUGCAGUUCAGUUGUCAGGCUCACAGAGACCAUGGGCAAGUCUCUCAUACUGAGAGAUCAGUAGGACUCGGUUCUUCAAAAUGGUUCUGGGUUCACGUGGAUCUUGAGUCUAAGAGGUAUGAAUUUAAACUUUUUUAAAAAGUAAUAGCUGCCAAUGCAGUCAGAUAUAUUUUAUAAGACUAUGAUCCCUAUAUGUCCUUUGCAGGAUAAGAUUUUAUUGUUUUUAAGCUAUGGUUUAAAGUUUUUAUAUGAGGGCUUCAGUCACUUCUUGGUUGCUGGUUCCCCCUCCAGCCCAGGGUGUGAGAGCUCUGAGACAGUGCUGGUCUCUCUCUCUGAGACAAACCAGGAAGCAUUUUAUAUGCAAAAUAAGCUUUGUGCAGCCUGCAGGGAUGGAGAGAAUGCAGAUGGAGGAGCACCUGCUGCUCCUGCAUCCACCACAACUUCCCCACCAUCAGAGUGUGGAGAAGAGCUAAUUUUCAUCCAGAUCAGUUAUGUUGGAGUUUUGCUUACAAGGUGAAAUGAAGUUUUGGAGGGUUCUCAUCUCCAGUUAUGGACAUUAUAAAUCCCAUUGCAUCUUGAUGGCAGAUAAGAGGGUUCAAGGCCGGACGGUACCUGGGCCCCAUCAGAGGUGCCUGGUGAAUACAGUGGGUUCCAAGUGUUUGAGGAAAUGUACCAUAAAAAAAAAAAAUCAAACACAAAUGUGAAUUAUUUUUAAUGCAACAGUACUUAGUGCUCUGGGUUUUCGUUAACUCAACGUGUGCUAUCACAGGAACUCAGUGUCCCACAGGUCUCAGCUACGAAUCUGGUUGCACUCAUUAGAAAAAAAAAAGCAGAAUCUGGUGCUGCCAGCCUGUGUGGCAACUGUUCCUACAGUCUUCCUGAGGGUUGCUGCAGUCCCCAGAAGGUGAUUUUGGUUCACUGUUCGUUCAGCCGCUGCAUGCUUUGAUAUUCUGCCCUGUAACCCCGGCUUCACCCAGUCCUUGGACAGCUUCUUUGCCCUGUUCCUGCAGUGCCUUCACUCCAGGUGCUGCCCUGUGGUGAAACCCUGAAGAGGGAAAAGAGGAAAAAAAAAAAGAAAAAAAAUGUGAAUUAAAUUAUUGUCGGGCUUCUUUGUGCAUUUGAGUACCAGUGAAACCCCCUUAACUGUGCCAGUCUCCAGUCACCAGCCGUAUAUCCAGUCAUCUCAUCCACAGUACAGCUUCUCUUGUUGAUGCUGGUCACAGCUUGAUUACUUGGCAUGUUUAUUGACCUAACAGACUUGGUUUUCGGGUUUUUGGUUUUGUUUUUUUUUUUAAUGUAUACGAUGUUUAAAUACACUUCACAUUUUAUAUAAUACUAUCUGGCUAUUAGUAUUUUUCAGGAACCAUAGUUCUUGGUGGCUAUAUAUAUUUUUGUGACUUUUUUUGUAAACUAAGUGCCGUUUCAACGUUACAAUCAUUUUUAGAGUUAUUGUAAUCAAUGUGAAUAUCAUGUUUUUUCAGAUCUGUUCUGAGCCUGUAGUGUUUGCUUUGUGAUCAUAUGUGUAAUGUAUAUAUUCUGUAUAGUUACAUUGUAUUGAAAUACUAGCUUGUUUGAUAUAAGAAAAGUAUGUAUUGGGUACCUUUUUGCUAGCCUGGUUGUUUAAUCUUUAAAAAAAAAAUGUUCCAAAAUACAAAAAAAAAAAAAAAAAAAAAUCUCCAAACUGGUCCCAUUAUAGGUCAAAAUUAAGGGGGAAGAAAAACUAGUUUUGAGUGUCUUUGGAUAGAAACAUGAAGCUAAGAUUUUUCAUUAAAAUAUUAAUGUUUUAUGGAGUAUA
Myiozetetes cayanensis is the source of this 7140-nucleotide messenger RNA. It is a transcript of the gene ZBTB44, whose product is annotated as zinc finger and BTB domain containing 44. The coding region runs from base 244 to 2127 and encodes 627 amino acids. Gene Ontology annotation, molecular function: protein binding. The record is from RefSeq and is a predicted model, not a curated record. NCBI's taxonomy places the organism in Eukaryota, Metazoa, Chordata, Aves, Passeriformes, Tyrannidae. The transcript is spliced from 6 exons.